Beta vulgaris subsp. vulgaris (sugar beet) is the source of this 1945-nucleotide messenger RNA. RefSeq lists its product as hypothetical. The record is from RefSeq and is a predicted model, not a curated record. The coding region runs from base 356 to 1681 and encodes 441 amino acids. The transcript has a single exon. NCBI's taxonomy places the organism in Eukaryota, Viridiplantae, Streptophyta, Magnoliopsida, Caryophyllales, Amaranthaceae.
UUACAAAAAAUUACAAGUUAUCGUUAAAACUCAUAGAAUAGUGCACCUCAAGAAAAAAAAAACGAAUAGAACAGUAAGUACUUGCUAAAGAAACAAGAACCUCCACAAACACAACAGCCAACAGAUCUAUUCGAAUUUCUUUUUCGACCGUUAGAGGGCCCUUUUCAGACAAAGAGAUAACGGUUAAAAAACCCAUGCCCUAACAUUCAAAAAAAUUAAAACAACAAAGAAACAUCCUCCACUAUCUCCCACAAACUUUUCACUCCAUUCAAUAACUUCUUAAACCAAAAUGAAAACUGCUUAACAAAAAAAAAAAAAACCCAACUUUUUUUUUUCCCCAUUUUUAUCCCAAUCAAUGGGUUGUGUAUCAUCCAAAUUACUGAAGAAAAAUCUGAAGCAAGAACUUCUUUUUGGAAAUGGAGAUUUACCAAAUCAUGUUGUUUCUUUAACUUCAAGCACUUAUGGUGUUCUUAAACUAGAAAACCAAAACAAAACCCAUGUUAUUUCUCCCACUUCAUUUAUCAAUCAAACAAUCAAGAAAAAAGACACCAAUGAAGAGGAAAAAUCAGUGCAGAAAACAGAAGAAAAUGGCACUAAAGUUGGAGUUUUCGUGUCGAAAAGUUCACAAUGUCAAGAAGAAUUAGAGGUGAUUAAUACAUGGGAACUUAUGGAAGAUCUUAUUGAGGAAAUACCCAAUUCAAAUCAAAUGAAUAAGAGCACAAUAUCGACAAGUAUUCGAGGUGGGUGUGGAGAGAAAGGUGAAAGAAGUCCAUUUAAACGGUUGAUAAAUCAAGUGAGUUCACCAAAAGGAGUGAAAAAAGUGGAUGGUAAAGAAAACAGAGGAGUACAGAGUAAUUGGGUGAAUAUUGGAGUUGAUACUACUAAAAGGCAACAAUGUUAUAGUACACCAAGAUCAGGGUUGUUAAAAUCAUGGAAAUUUUCAUCGAAUUCGACGAAUAAACUCCGAAAGGCGAGUUCUUUUGAGAGUCCAAGGAGGAGCAAUGCUGGGGUUUCAUCAUCAUCAAGGAGAAGAAGUUUAGGUCCAUUGUUUGAUCCUGAAUUAAUUGAUUCACUUGAGAAGGAAUUAUCACAAGAAAAUGAGCAAAUUAAGGAGAUGUUAUCUCCAAAACAAGCUAAACCAAGUAUAAAAAUCAGGUGUUUUUCAAGGAAUAGUCCUAAUUCUUCAUCAAUUUUACUUAAGAAUUAUGUGGAAAAAUGCCCACCUGGAGGUGAGAAUUGUGUAGUAAUGUAUACUACUACUUUGAGGGGGAUUAGGAAGACAUUUGAGCAUUGCAAUGCUGUGAGAUCAGUGAUCGAAUCGUACCACAUUCGAGUGAUCGAACGAGAUGUUUCGAUGGAUUCCGGGUUCAAGGAAGAGUUGAGGAAGUUGAUGGGGACAAAGGAAGUUAAAGUACCACUUGUAUUUGUGAAGGGGAGAUUGAUUGGUGGAGCUGAAGAUGUAGUGAAAUUGGAAGAAGAAGGGAAAUUAGAAGGAUUGUUUCAAGGAAUUCCAAAGGCAUUAAGUAUGUGUGAAGGAUGUGGUGGGAUUAGAUUUGUUAUGUGUAUGGAUUGUAAUGGAAGUUGUAAAGUGUUGGAUGAGAAUAACAAAAAUAUGGUAAGAUGUGGAGAAUGCAAUGAAAAUGGGCUAAUUCAUUGCCCAAUUUGUUGCAAUGAAAACUAAUCUUAUUCUUUGUUUGAUCAAGAAGUGAUUUCUAAGGAGAAAAAAGGGACUUUGUUGAAGAUCAUGGGGAUAAACACAAACUCAAGGUUCUAAAGUUAGAUUUAGGGCUUUUUUUUUGUGCUUUGUUAAGGUAGGAUUAAAUGAUUAAUCUUAUUUCUUGUCUAAUUUGUAUUCUGAAUGAAUUUUUUCUUUUCAUGAUUGAUUAACUUGUGAGUUUUGUGACUUGUUAAUGUUAUAUGGUGUGCAAAUUUAAUUUUUUUAUUA